Messenger RNA from Echinostoma caproni, 1068 nucleotides. The record is from the annotation of a GenBank genome assembly. Lineage: Eukaryota; Metazoa; Platyhelminthes; Trematoda; Plagiorchiida; Echinostomatidae.
AUGGAAUCGCUUUAUCACACAACUUUACCGAGUUUAGCCCAGGGUUAUACCUGUAUCGAAUGCAACACAGAUGUCGUUGCUAGUAUUCCAGGUGUCCCGCGGUUCGCGACCCCUGUAGAUGCAGUUUUCACCGCGACUACAGUUCCAGAUGAAGGUUUGGCAACCUGUGCAUCAGGAUCUGUUGAUCCAACCGUGUCGAUCGAGUCCGAAUCAAAUGUGCACAUUGAUGGUGGGACUGGAGAGGCAGCUAAACGCCUAGCUUUGAGUAAUAGCACUGUAGGUGCCCAAUAUGUAGAUGCUGCUGCGGAUCGUGCCAAGCGUCUUGGACUGAUUCCUGCGGGUGUUCCCAAAUCAAGUGACGCUCAUGAUGCUAUGUGGCCUUUAGAGAAGCACGUUGCAGUUCGUUCGAAAGACCUUGACACCAACGUACGCUCAGGAUGGAAUGCCGUGGAUUGGGAGAAAUUGAACGAAAUCUCACGCUCAACAAGAAGAACUGCCGGUGAUACAAAUGUAAAUCUAAGGAUGCCAUCUCCACCUAGGGCCUCCAAACGUAAACAAGAUUUGACGUCGACUUCGUAUAAUGACAGUGAUGUACAAGCUCCUGAUGCAGAGAAAAAGUUGUGUGGCACACCAGGGUCCACCACGACUGUCAGCGCGGACGAAUUCUCUUCAACCAAUAGCACUCCGAUCAAUACACCGUCGCUUACUCCCUUUAAAGGCCAUCCCUCAGGAACUCCCACUUCCACUCCCGGACGAACGCUUACCCCUUGCUCUGAAUACAGCACUUCCUCGGGUCUUGAAAGUCCUGUUCCUGUACGUUCUCGUGCUGAAAAGCGCCGACAUAAACCGAGCUCAACCAAUCUUGAACGGAACUAUCGGAUACCUCCUUCGUGUUUGACUCGAAGCUCGUUGUGUCGUGUAGUAUUAUUUGACCAUGAUGAUAAGUUAUUGGAAAGCCGUUCAGGUCUUUCCCCAUCCCUAGGCGAAGAACAUCCGGUGAUCCCAGAAACUGCCGCCUCACCUCCCCAACCUCCAGAUUUGGAGCAGAUCACGUACCAGCAACGCUAG